Messenger RNA from Prosopis cineraria, 1455 nucleotides. RefSeq names its product cytosolic sulfotransferase 15-like. The transcript has 2 exons. The coding region runs from base 1 to 1044 and encodes 347 amino acids. Gene Ontology annotation, molecular function: sulfotransferase activity. The record is from RefSeq and is a predicted model, not a curated record. Gene Ontology annotation, biological process: sulfation. Lineage: Eukaryota; Viridiplantae; Streptophyta; Magnoliopsida; Fabales; Fabaceae. Gene Ontology annotation, cellular component: cytoplasm.
AUGGCUGAAACUACUACCACAUUGCUCAAAGGAAGCCACUCAAGUGUUGAGCUUGAGAAUGAGGCUUUUGAUGAAGAAUAUGAAAACCUUAGCCAAGAAUGUAGGCAACUUCUUCCUUCUCUUCCCAAAACCAAGGGUUUCCGCCACCCAUACAUCUAUCUUUACAAAGACAUUUGGUAUGUACCACUUCAAAUCCAAGCCAUAAGAUCUUUUCAGAAGCAUUUCCAAGCAAAAGACAGUGAUAUUAUUUUGACAUCCUUGCCAAAAUCUGGCACUACUUGGUUGAAAGCCCUUGCUUUUUCUAUUUUGAAUCGCAAGCGUUUCCCUCCUUCACAAAAUAACCAUCCUUUACUCUUCUCUAAUCCACAUGACCUUGUUCCCUUCUUUGAGUACCAUCAUUAUGUAAACAACCAGAUUCCUGAUCUCUCCAUAUUGCCUGAACCAAGACUUUUCAGCACACAUGUUCCUUUUCAUUCAUUGCCCGAUUCAAUUACAAAAUCCAAAUGCAAGAUCAUCUAUAUAUGUCGUAACCCAUUCGACAAUUUCGUAUCGUAUUGGCUGUUUUUAAACAAAGUUGUACCACCAUCUGUACCCAAAUUAUCACGCGAAGAAGCAUUGGAGAGCUACUCAAAUGGGAGCUAUGAGACUGGUCCAUUUUGGAUAAAUAUGUUGAGUUAUUGGAGAGAAAGCAAUGAGAGACCAAACAAGAUUUUGUUUUCAAGGUAUGAGGAUUUGAAAGGGGAUAUAAAGUUCUACUUGAAAAGGCUGGCUGAAUUCAUGAAUUGUCCAUUCAAUUCUGAGGAAGAAAGUGAAGGUGUUAUUGAUAACAUAAUUGAGCUGUGCAGCUUUGGGAAGAUGAAGGAAUUAGAGGUGAACAAGACUGGAAAGUUUUUAAACAUGUUUGAAAACAGGGAGUUCUUUAGGAAAGGUGAAGUAGGUGAUUGGGUUAAUCAUUUUACGCCAUUGAUGGUAGAGAAAUUGUCCAAAGUGAUUGAAGGGAAGUUGGGUGGUUCUGGGCUAUCAUUUCAAGAAAAGAUCUCUUAACACAGUGAAAAGAGCACGAGAAGGUCGGGAAAGGAAGCGAGGAAAGAGUAGCUUCAAUUGGUAGUGGCAUUACUACCUUUGAGUAGAAAUGAAUGUAUAAUAUGCUGAUAGAGUUAAGUUGCCAACUAGGAUGCAUAAAGGUAAGUUGAACUAUGAUGUGAAACUUGUUUGUAUAUAUAUGUAUAUGAUGUUGCAUUGUGCCAAGGGUGCCUAGUGGAGGGUACGUGGGUAGGCCUAAAUGCAAAACAAGAUAAUAUAUGUGUGUUGUAACUUGUAUAAUGUGAUUAUGUGUUAAUCGUGAAUUGAAUGUGAUUUGUAUUGUUAUGUGAGAAUUUGAUACAAAUGGAAAAGAACUUGACACAAAUGGUGAGGCGGAGUCUCAUUUGGAAAAGUCAAGUACAUUUGUGAUUC